This is a messenger RNA of Cydia amplana, 1416 nucleotides long. RefSeq names its product glucose transporter type 1-like. Lineage: Eukaryota; Metazoa; Arthropoda; Insecta; Lepidoptera; Tortricidae. The record is from RefSeq and is a predicted model, not a curated record. Bases 31 to 1416 code for a protein of 461 amino acids. Gene Ontology annotation, molecular function: hexose transmembrane transporter activity. The transcript has a single exon. Gene Ontology annotation, cellular component: membrane. Gene Ontology annotation, biological process: monosaccharide transmembrane transport.
UUAUUUCACAGAGUGCCGAACGUGACGAAGAUGGCCACGGAAAUAACAGGCCCACUGUUGUACUCGGUGAGCGCGGCCGUGCUGGGCAUGCUCCAGUUCGGUUACAACACGGGCGUCAUCAACGCGCCGCGCGAAUUCAUCGAGACCUUCAUCAGAGACCAGUAUCAGGCAGAUGAGACCCGCAGCUCCUUUCUGUUCGGCAUCAUUGUUUCCAUCUUUGCCGUGGGAGGCAUGAUCGGCUGUCCGCUCGCCAGUUGGAUGGCGGAGAAAUAUGGACGCAAAAAUGCUCUCCUCAUGAAUGCAGCAUUUGGUGUUAUCGCGGCCGCUUUAAUGGCCUUCAGCAAGCUUGCAGGCUCCGUGGAAAUGAUAAUUAUCGGAAGAUUCCUUAUCGGGAUCAACUGCGGUUUUGCCACAACUGUCUCGCCUACUUACGUAUCUGAAGUGGCCCCAUUAAAUUUACGAGGGGCUUUUGGUACAGUCAAUCAAUUGGCAGUCGCUUUCGGCUUAAUUUCCUCACAGAUUUUAGGAAUAGAUGCUAUAUUAGGGAGUGAUGAAGGUUGGCCGUGGCUUUUCGGCAUUGCAUUGAUUCCUUCAGGGCUUCAAUGCGUGAUGGUACCAUUCACUGCUGAAUCGCCAAGGUUCCUUUUGCUCACAACUCGUGAUGAAGAAAAAGCUAGGGCGGCACUCGUUAAAAUUAGAGGCCACCCAAACAUUGAAAACGAGAUUAACGACAUGAACGCGGAAGACAAAGCUGAGAAACAAGAAAAGAAGUUUACCGCUUGGGAUCUCAUAAGCCACCGAUCCCUGCGUACUCCGCUCAUAAUCGGUAUAGUUAUGCAUUUAUCACAGCAGUGGGGAGGUAUCAAUGCUGUUUUGUAUUAUUCUUCCACUAUUUUCGAAGGCGCCGGUCUCGAGGCUGAUGAGGCCCGUUUGGCUUCCAUCGGCGUCGGCAGUAUGUUAUUCAUCAUGGCGCUGGUGACUAUUCCGCUGAUGGACCGCCUGGGCCGGCGCACGCUGCAGCUCGGCGGCCUUGCCGGUAUGACCUUGUUUUCGGUCCUAAUGACGGUAGCGUUCUUUACUUAUGAAGAUAACCAAACCAUGAGCAUAUUCGCUGUUAUCUUCACGCUGUUGUACGUGGCGUCCUUCGGCGUGGGGCCGAGCUCGAUCCCGUGGAUGAUCCUGUCGGAGCUGUUCGGGCAGUCCGCCCGCAGCGCCGCGGUCAGCAUCGGCGCGCUCGUCAACUGGUUCGCCAACUUCAUCGUCGGCAUUACGUUCAUCCCGAUGACGGAUGCACUAGGAAAUUAUUUAUUUUUGCCGUAUACAGGUUUCCUCAUAUUCUUCUUCAUAUUUACGUAUUUUAAGUUGCCCGAAACGAAGAAUAAAAGUAUCGAGGAUGUAACGGCUCUAUUCACUUAG